AUGAGGUCGACGCAGAUUAUGAAAAGUGAAUUGCACGGAUGCAACCUGUUUGUCCAGCGGCUCAUAGUCCGGAAUUUUUCACGUCUGAGGAGAGCUGGAGAGUUUAGAUACCCGUUGUCGCCGCAGAUACAUCCAAGGUUGUAUAAGCCGGUGUAUGAAAAUGCGAGUCUUCAAAUGUUGAGACUUCAGUCCAGCAAAGCUGGUGUCAGCGAGAAAAGCCAGGCCGAAGCAACAGAUCCCGAAGUAAAAGAAGCUCGCGAUGAGAAGAUAGAGGAGACCGCGGUUGAAAAAUUGGAGAAUUCGCCCACGACGGCGCUCGUGAAUGAGGUGGACCCAAAGGACCCAAAGCCAAAGAAGACUUUGUGGGAGAAAAUCAAGCACGAGGCAGUGCACUACUGGACAGGAACGAAAUUGUUGGGUUACGAGAUCAAAGUUUCGACCAAGUUAUUGGUCAAGUUAAUGGCAGGGUACGGGUUGAGCAGAAGAGAGUCAAACCAGUUGCAAAGAACUGUGGUUGACUUGGCGAGAUUGGUUCCAUUUGCCAUGUUUGUCCUCAUCCCCUUUGCCGAGUUGCUACUCCCAGUUGCUUUGAAAUUGUUCCCCAACUUGCUUCCUUCAACUUACGAAUCCAAACAGGACCGUCAAAAGAAAAAGGCUAAGUUGAAAAAGACCAGAAACGCCGCUAGUGAGUAUAUAAAGAAAACCAUGGAGCAGUCUGGAUUGAAAUUGUCAAAGAAGAUCACCGACGAAGAAAGAGAGGCAUUUGUCCAGUUUUUCCGGGCAAUCUCCAUGGGGAAAAACCCAACUAGAGAGCAAUUGAUCAAGGUUGCUAGACUCUUUAAAAAUGAUCAAGUUUUGGACAAUUUGAGCCGUCACCAGUUGGUGGCCAUGUGCAAGUACAUGUCCUUGAGGCCAUUUGGAACCGAUUCGAUUUUGAGAUACCAAAUCAGACACAGACUCUUGAACAUCAUCAAGGACGACAAGGCCAUCGAUUAUGAAGGCGUCAACUCCUUGAGUAUUCCCGAAUUGCAGAUUGCUUGCUCUCAAAGAGGUAUCAGAACCAGUGACGUUUCGCCAGCUAGGAUGAGAGACGACUUAGAGACUUGGUUGGACUUGAGAUUGAGACAGAAAAUUCCAUCUACGCUCUUGAUUUUGAGUAGCGUUUACACUUAUGGCGACCAAAACAAGGAUGCAGAAACAUACUACGAUGCGUUGUUGGCCGUCUUGUCCUCGAUUCCGGAUGAAGUUUACAAUGUGGCCAAGUUGGAAUUGUCGGAUGACUCAAAAUUGAAAUUGGACAUUUUGAAGGAGCAGGAGGAGUUGAUUGACGAAGAAAACGAGCGAGAAAAGGAUACUGUUAACAAGGUCAAGGACGACAUCCAAUUGGAUGAAUAUGAAGAUACCGCUAGGGAUGGAGUGAGCUAUGAAAAAGACCCCGAGGAGAAGGAACUAGAAAAUAGCAUCAACAACACCGAUGACGAUGUCAAACAAGAGGUGCACAACAAAGCAAAAGAAGAUCCAGAAUCAAGUUACCGCUCGAGCACACUCAAGGAUGAGGACACAGCUAAAGCAAGUCAGAAGAACUGA
Lodderomyces beijingensis is the source of this 1587-nucleotide messenger RNA. The record is from the annotation of a GenBank genome assembly. Lineage: Eukaryota; Fungi; Ascomycota; Pichiomycetes; Serinales; Debaryomycetaceae.